Molecule: messenger RNA, 2118 nt
Organism: Nematolebias whitei (Rio pearlfish)
Lineage: Eukaryota; Metazoa; Chordata; Actinopteri; Cyprinodontiformes; Rivulidae
Gene: atpsckmt
Product: fATP synthase c subunit lysine N-methyltransferase
Exons: 4
Coding region: 380-1063 (227 amino acids)
Biological process (GO): positive regulation of proton-transporting ATP synthase activity, rotational mechanism; peptidyl-lysine trimethylation; regulation of mitochondrial ATP synthesis coupled proton transport
Cellular component (GO): mitochondrion
Molecular function (GO): protein-lysine N-methyltransferase activity
Source: RefSeq, a predicted model, not a curated record
GGGGCUGUUGCAGUAAUCCCGUCACACCGUUAGAGGCAGUGACGUACAGAGUAGAUUGCUACCGCCGCAUUAAAUAAACGUAGAAGAAGAAAUACGAAGACGAGAAAACUCAUUCGUUCAACUUUUUAUUUUGCAGGUUGGUCGCAAUGAGUCACUAGGACUCAUUUUCAAGAGAAACCUGUUUAGUAACCUCAUAAAAAUAGUAUUUUCUUUGCCGAUUUUAAUGAGGAAAAACGAUCGUACGCAGUCUUAAUGGUUUAUAAUUUUGCUCUCGUGCAGCUACUAGCUAGCUAGCUUUAGCAUUCACCCGGCUGUCACUCACCAUGUAGCUAACGCCGCGACCUUGGCAUUUUCUUAAGUUUAGCUAACAUCAAUCAUCAUGUCACAGGAAGAGCUGUUCAUGGGACAGAGCAGCGGGGUUGUCACCACGGACAAACGGAGCAGGAGUCUGCUUGGUCUCGUUGUCACGGGUGUAGUUGGGGGGUCGCUGGUCGCUCUGUACGCUGUGGCUGCUCCGUUCCUCGCCCCUGCCUUGAGAAAAGUCUGCCUGCCGUUUGUCCCAGCGACUCCAGCUCAGGUGCAGAAUGUCCUCAAAGUGCUCCGGUCAAGAUCAGGGACACUGGUGGACAUCGGAAGCGGAGAUGGACGAAUAGUGAUCGCAGCAGCCAAGCGUGGAUUCCAGGCAUCAGGUUUUGAGCUAAACCCCUGGCUGGUGUGGUACUCUCGCUACAAGGCAUGGAGAGUUGGAGUCCAUCGCUCCACCUUCUUCCACAUCUCUGACUUGUGGAAGGCUAGUUUUGCUCCAUAUGCCAAUGUUGUAAUUUUUGGAGUCCCUCAGAUGAUGGAUCGGCUGGAGCUCAAGUUGUCUGCUGAGCUGCCAGUUACAGCCAAGGUGGUCGCCUGCCGCUUCCCCUUUCCUACAUGGAUCCCUGAACACACUGAAGGAGAGGGCAUAGAUACUGUGUGGGUUUAUGAUGCCAAAACAUUUAAAUCAAACUUGCACCACAGACUGGCUAAAAACACAUCAAUAGAAAAACAGAAUAAACCUGAUUUAUGGCCAUAAGAUCAUUGUGCUCUUGUUGAAAUAUGAUGUUCUGCAGUCUUGUUUUUUUUUAUUUAAUAUAUUUGCAGCCCAUGCAGAAUUAUAUAGCACAUUUGCCAAUAUCUACACAAUCCACAUAUUGUUGAGUGGCUGCCCUCAUGGUAAAGUGAUCUGAUUCCAGCUCUGAAUGUUUUGUAAGAAACAAGUUUUAAGUUGAUUUUUAGUGGAAUGAUUAAAAUAAUUUAUACACCAGACUUGGAGGGUCAACGAGAAUGAUCGUACCAUGACAGAUUAAAAUUUCUUACAAGAGCAAGCGGUACUUAUCAACAUUAAGUUCAUAAUUUGUGUCUGCUGUGAUCGAGAGGUUGCCACUUCUGUAACCGGUCCCACCUCUGCGUUGUGCUGGUCAAUGUAAGGAUUAGGCCGUGACACGGUUUAUCUUGGGAGUGGUUGUUUCCCCGUUUAUUCUCUCUGACGAAAACAACAAACAGAAACGACCACGUUGUUGCCGCCCGCUCCAGGUCCUGUCUCCAGGACAACUGUACAAAAGGGGAGGGUGUAAGGAGUGCAAACUAUUGAACAAAAACAAUACCACAGAAGAAGAAAUGGAGGAGGGGCUCCCAAUCUUAAAGUCACAUGCUUUUAACAAUCACAGUGGUUUUUAGUAUUUACAGUCAGAUAUAUGUACAAUCCGAAUAACAAGACAUUUUGUGUACCGGUAACUAUAACAAAAUACAACCCGGUUACACUUCGAAUCCCAUGACUCAUCCAUCAAAAUUUAAGUGGGAAAGGUGAAGGACCCCCACCUGCCUCCCCACUUGUCCCACUGUGGGCCCUUGAGCAAAACCCGUAAGCCCCCAGCUGCUCUCCAGGCCCUCCUCAGCACUCUGCUCAACACAGAGGAGUGGGAUACAGCGUAAAAACAAUGGCAGCCCUUGAAGAAGGGAGCAGCCGAAAGAAGAAAGAGAAACGUCUGCUGGAUAGUUUCCUUAGGCAGCGGCGUGUUUAAAGAUCCUUGACAGACAAAAGGCUCAUUGGCUGUAGAGAACUUGUCAAACAUGAGUUAUUUAUGUUGG